This is a messenger RNA of Ostrea edulis (European flat oyster), 4358 nucleotides long. Its product is annotated as pre-mRNA-splicing factor ATP-dependent RNA helicase PRP16-like. Bases 320 to 4033 code for a protein of 1237 amino acids. The record is from RefSeq and is a predicted model, not a curated record. Gene Ontology annotation, molecular function: RNA binding; ATP binding. Gene Ontology annotation, cellular component: spliceosomal complex; intracellular anatomical structure. Gene Ontology annotation, biological process: mRNA splicing, via spliceosome. NCBI's taxonomy places the organism in Eukaryota, Metazoa, Mollusca, Bivalvia, Ostreida, Ostreidae. The transcript is spliced from 25 exons.
AAGUUUUAGUAGGAAGCGAAGUACAUGUAAGCCAUGUAGGAUUAUUCCGGAAUUUAGACGACCUACUCCGAUUCUUAAACUAUAUACUGUAGUAAAUUUAACUUCAACACAAGAGAGUUUAACGAAGAAACUGCGAUUUUUAAAAAUAUUUUUAAAUUUGCUUGUAUCUUUCCAAUAUACUCAAAAUAUUAUUUAUUUGUAAUGAUUGAGUUUGAAUUAGCAAGAUUCAUUAUUCCUCAAUGUCAAAGAAUGGCUGAAUUAAAAAUACAGGGUUAAUCGGCAGCAACUCUUAGAACAAAUUCGGAUUGAAUUGAGUAUAAUGGCAAGUUACAUUGAACCAGAUGAGGACCCAUCUCUUCAUAGACUGGAAGGAUCCGAUGGCCAGAAGGGUGGUUUAAUCAUCAUGAAAAAGAAAGCAUGUGGUGAUGAUGCACACACUUUUAAAAAGCCAGCGUUACCGAAAGUUUCUUUGCUCGGUUUAGACAGACUAGCCAAGGAGAAGCGCAAAGCGCUGGAAGAGGAAGACAUUGGGAAAAAAAGGUCUAAAGUUUCAUCAUACAAAGACGAGGUUGAUGAUGAUAAUGAAAGUGAUGAUGAUGAUGAUGAUGAUGAAGCAGAUGAAAAUCAAGAUAAAAGUAAAACAGAUAAAACAAAAAGGAAUUACAGACAGACUCGAGUUGACACACCAUCACAUCCAGGUGGUGUUAGUCGAGAGGCUCGCGAGAGACAAGAAGAGAAAAGACAGCGGGAUAGAGACAGGGGAAUGCAUGCCUCCUCCAAAGAUCGGCACCGAGGGGAGCGGAGGGAAAGAGACAGGAAAAGCUCGCGAGAUCGAGACAGACACCGUGACGACAGAGAAAGGAGACGUGACAAAGACCGUCGCCAUGGUGACCGAAGCAGCAGAAGUCAUCGUAGCGAGAGAAGCGACAGAAGUUCCCGAGAGUGGGAUGAGACACCGAAGCGGUUCAGAGACAGCCCUGCCACUCCAGAUAUCCGAGUCAAAGACACACCUUCUCACGCUAGCUGGGAAGAUGAUGAUGAUUCCACCCCACUGAAACGAUCCAGCUGGGAUCUUCCAACUCCGUCCAGUCGUGACUCAGACGACAGGAGUGAACGGGGAUUUUCUUCCUUUCGUCAUCAUAGUAAAGACCACAGGAAAAGGUCAGAUGACACACCAUUACCCACACCCUCAUACAAGUAUAAUCCCUGGAUGAAAGACAGAAAGAAAAUAUCAUACACACCUCGAACUGAUGGCAAAGGUAAAGUGGACCUUGAGAAGAUGACGGAGGAGCAGCGCGAGGACUGGGAGACGGAGCAGAAGCGACUGGAUCGGGAGUGGUAUGGAAUGGAUGAAGGCUACGAUGACGAACACAACCCAUUCUCUGGAAUGUCCUCCGAAUAUACCAAACGAAAGGAGGAGGAGGUCGAGAAGAAAAAGAAAAAGAAGAUGACCGCUAGGCAGGCCCAGCAUCAGAGGGACAAUGAACUUUGGGAAACCAACAGAAUGAUGAGGAGUGGAGUGGUGGUCAGAACAAAUUUUGAUGAGGAUUUCGAAGAGGACAACGAGGCCCGGGUUCACUUGUUGGUUCACAACAUUGUCCCACCAUUUCUGGAUGGCAGGAUCACAUUUACCAAGCAGCCUGAGCCUGUCAUCCCCGUCAAGGACCCUACCGCAGACAUGGCCCAGGUGGCCAGAAAAGGCUGCGCUGUAGUCCGCAUUCACCGGGACCAGAAAGAGAAACGGAAGGCCCAGAAAAAGGAGUGGGAACUGGCAGGGACAAAAAUUGGUGAAAUCAUGGGGGUCAAGAAAGAAGAAGAAAAGAAAGAAAAGACUUUGGAGAAUGGUGACUUGGAUUACAAAGCAGACCACAAGUUUGCAGAUCUUCUCAAAGACAAAAAUGAGGCAGUCAGUGAAUUUGCCAAGAGGAAAAGUAUUGGAGACCAGAGAAAAUACUUACCUAUUUAUGCAGUCAGAAAUGAGCUUCUGAAUGUCAUCAGAGACAACAAUGUGAUUGUCAUUGUGGGAGAAACUGGAUCAGGGAAGACAACUCAGCUCACUCAGUAUUUACAUGAAGAUGGCUAUACAAAGUACGGAAUGGUGGGUUGUACACAGCCCAGACGAGUGGCAGCCAUGUCUGUUGCUAAGCGAGUCUCCGAGGAGAUGGGGGUGGAGCUAGGACAGGAUGUGGGAUAUGCAAUUCGUUUUGAGGACUGUACUUCCGAGAACACGGUGAUUAAAUACAUGACAGAUGGUAUUCUGCUGAGAGAAUCCUUACGUGAGUCGGACUUGGACAAUUACAGUGCAGUCAUCAUGGACGAAGCCCACGAACGGUCACUCAAUACAGACGUCUUGUUCGGACUCCUUAGAGAUGUUGUUGCCAGACGUCAUGACUUGAAGUUGAUUGUGACAUCAGCCACAAUGAAUGCUGAUAAAUUUGCCAACUUCUUUGGCAAUGUGCCAACAUACACCAUUCCUGGCAGGACUUUUCCUGUGGAGAUUUUUUUCAGUAAGAAUGUCGUGGAAGACUAUGUGGACUCAGCGGUCAAGCAGUCCAUGCAGAUCCACCUGACAGGGAUGAAAGGAGACAUAUUAGUUUUUAUGCCAGGACAGGAGGACAUCGAAGUGACGUGUGAACUGUUAACAGAGAGACUGGGAGAACUAGACGAGGCCCCUCCCUUAGCUGUCCUCCCUAUCUACUCACAGUUACCCAGUGAUCUCCAGGCCAAGAUCUUUGAGAAAGCCCCAGAUGGAGUUAGAAAGUGUAUUGUGGCUACAAACAUUGCAGAAACUUCACUUACAGUGGAUGGUAUCAUGUUCGUGGUGGAUGCUGGCUACUGUAAACUCAAGGUGUUUAAUCCUAAAAUUGGUAUGGACGCCCUGCAGAUCUUUCCCAUCAGUCAGGCUAAUGCCAAUCAGCGUUCUGGGCGGGCAGGCAGGACCGGGCCGGGACACUGCUAUCGCCUGUACACACAGAGGCAGUAUAAGGAUGAACUACUGACCAACACCGUCCCAGAAAUACAGAGGACAAACCUCUCUAACGUUGUCUUGCUGCUGAAAUCGCUGGGUGUUCAGGAUCUAUUACAAUUUCAUUUCAUGGACCCCCCUCCUCAGGAUAAUAUUCUGAACUCCAUGUACCAACUGUGGAUAACUGGUGCCCUGGACAAUACUGGUUCCCUGACCCCAAUGGGCAGACAAAUGGUGGAGUUUCCCCUGGACCCCUCCCUGUCCAAAAUGUUGAUUGUGUCUCUGGACAUGCACUGUAGUGCAGAAAUUCUGAUCAUUGUGUCCAUGUUGUCGGUGCCUGCCAUUUUCUAUCGACCUAAAGGCCGUGAGGAGGAUUCAGAUAAUGCUCGUGAAAAGUUCCAGGUCCCCGAGAGCGACCACUUGACCUUUUUAAAUGUUUACCAGCAGUGGAAAAGAAAUGGGUACUCAGCCACCUGGUGUGGUGAACAUUUCAUCCACAUUAAAGCCAUGAGAAAAGUACGCGAAGUCAGACAACAACUAAAAGAAAUAAUGGACCAACAGAAGAUGGAGCUAGUCUCUUGUGGAAACGAGUGGGACGUCAUCCGCAAGUGUAUCUGUUCUGCGUAUUUCCACCAAGCUGCUCGACUCAAGGGUAUAGGAGAGUACGUCAAUGUUCGUACGGGAAUGCCCUGCCACCUUCACCCCACCAGCUCGCUGUACGGUAUGGGAUACAACCCGGACUACAUCGUGUACCAUGAACUCAUCAUGACUGUCAAGGAGUAUAUGCAGUGCGUGACAGCUGUAGAUGGCCAUUGGUUGGCAGAACUGGGCCCCAUGUUUUACUCCAUUAAAGACUCAAGUAAGUCUCGUAAAGAGAGAAGGAUAAUUGCGGAAGAAGAAAUGAAUGCAAUGGAAGACGAAAUGAAGAGAGCUACUGAUCUCAUUAAGGCUCGAAAAGAAGAGCAGGAGAAGAAAGAGGCAGCAUAUGUAAAAAGAAGAGACAUAGCCACCCCGGGGAGAAUAGAGCCCAGCACUCCCAGAAGAACUCCUGCCAAGUUUGGAAUCUAAGCUACGGAGGGCUUACAGAACUAACUCCGUUAAAUGUGAAAGACAAUGGAUGAUGUUAUCUGAUGGAAGGUGUCCAUUAGAUUACUCUUAAAAGACAAUUUAUCACUAAAUCUUGAUCUGGAAUUCAUAAAAAUCAGGGCAAGACUGUCUUAAUGACGGUCAUUAUCAUCAUGAUGUCACAAAACAACAAUUAAAACUGAAAGCAUCGAGCUUUAUUACAACAUUUCAUACACACACUCAUUGUAUAACAGUUUCAUUUUAUCCUUUUAAUUUUAUGCAGAUGCAAUGUGAAUAAAAUCUUGUUAAUAAAUAUCUAAUUACACAA